This is a messenger RNA of Camellia sinensis, 1020 nucleotides long. Its product is annotated as LOB domain-containing protein 1. The record is from RefSeq and is a predicted model, not a curated record. Lineage: Eukaryota; Viridiplantae; Streptophyta; Magnoliopsida; Ericales; Theaceae.
UCUCAAAAUUCCUAAAGCAAAUACUUAUCAUCCUCCCCCUACUCUCUCUCUCUCUCUCUCUCUCUCUCAUCACCUCCAAAACUCUCUCUCUCUCUAAAAAUGGAAUGCAGUGACAGGACAACCACCAUCACAGUGUCCACAAGCUCUUUCUUCACACCAUCAUCAUCCCCUCCUCGUUCAACAUCUUCCUCUCCAACCCAGUCUAGUGGUGGUGGUGGUGGUGGUGCUCCUCCCUCUCCUCCUCCGCCGGCGGUGGUUGUUAUGAGCCCAUGUGCAGCAUGCAAAAUUCUCCGACGCCGCUGCGCAGAGAAAUGUGUUCUGGCGCCAUACUUUCCGCCUACUGAUCCACUCCGGUUCACCAUUGCUCAUAGAGUUUUUGGAGCUAGCAAUAUCAUCAAAUUGUUGCAGGAACUUCCCGAGUCUCAGAGAGCAGAUGCAGUGAGCAGCAUGGUUUACGAAGCGAAUGCUAGGAUUAGGGACCCGGUUUAUGGUUGCGCUGGCGCAAUUUUCCAGCUUCAAAAGCAAGUUAGUGAGCUCCAAGCAGAAUUGGCUAAGACACAAGCAGAGGUUGUUAACAUGCAGUGUCAACAAGCUAAUUUGGUGGCUUUGCUUUGCAUGGAAAUGUCACAAUCUGAAGAACCUAUCUUCCAACAUGAACAAGCAUUGUAUGAUGAUAAUGCAAGCUUGUCUCUUGAUGAUGGAAGUUUUGCCCCAGCUUGGGAAACUCUUUGGGCAUGAACUUGAAGAAAGUUUGAGGCUUAAAUGUCUUAUGACAUUGAUGAAUGACAAUAACCUAGAAGAAAAAAAAAGGUGUAAUAAAGAGAUCAAUUGUAGUAUUGCAGCUUCAAUAUACUAGGCAAAAGAAAAUAUAGUCUUUGGGACUUUCCUACCUUGUAAUUUUCAGAAGAAGCACGUAAGAUUACACGCAAUUUAGUUCCUACUAGACAGGGAAUAAGUCUAUAAAGACAAAAUCAAUUACAGAAUAUAAAUGGAUAUAUAAGAUUUUUCAAAAUUUGUCAA